Molecule: messenger RNA, 1402 nt
Organism: Austrofundulus limnaeus
Lineage: Eukaryota; Metazoa; Chordata; Actinopteri; Cyprinodontiformes; Rivulidae
Gene: gsdmeb
Product: gasdermin Eb
Biological process (GO): programmed cell death
Cellular component (GO): cytoplasm
Source: RefSeq, a predicted model, not a curated record
UACAACAAUAUACUGAUUCAACACGAAGACCUCAGGAAAGCGAUUAUUUUUAGUGGAAAUGUUUGCCUUGGCUACUAAAACCUUUGUGGAGGAGGUGGACAACGGAGGCUUACUGAUCCCAGUCUCCAGCCUGAACGAUGACAUCAGUCUCCUGACCGUGGUGGUGAAACGGAAACGGUUCUGGUUCUGGCAGAAGCCCAGAUAUCUCCCAGCUGAUUUCAUCCUCAGUGACCUGCUGACAGGCGACACACCUUUAAUGCCAGCUGUGGUGGAAAAAGACUUUCUGAAAUACAGCGGCACGUUCGGCGACAGCCUUCAGGGAACCGUGGAUGCCAGUUUUGCGAAGAGCAGCGUGAACGUGGAGGGCAAAGACACCAGCAAACUUCAGUCGUCUUUUGGAAGUUUAAAAAAAGAGGAAGUGGACGUGCAGAAGUUGCUGCAGGACUGCAGAGACAGAGCUAGAACAGCUAAAGGAGCAUUUCCAGGUGCUCUCAGCUCUUCCUGCCUCCACCAGGGCCUCGCUGCUUCAGCAAAUCUCCGAGCUGCUUCAGGACCCCGCCGCCAUCAGGACUCUUCAGAUUGUUCUGGACCGGAUGCGUCAGGAUGAGGAGCCUGGGUGGAGCGAUGCUGGAGGGACGGGGUGUCAGCAGCAGAAAAUCCAAGAGAUUCUCCACCUGUUGGAGCUUUUGGGUGAAGCGGAGCGAGGUCGGACAGAAUCGCUCCUCCUGGCGCUUCAUCUCAUCAUCAGCGCCCUGGAUGAAAUGACUGAAGGUUGUGUUGCUGUCCUGAGAACAUGCAGCAGCCCUCCAGUCUUACAGAGCCUGGAGCUACUGGUGCGGUGUGUAUCAGGUGACGGAGAGAUGACUUGGAGCGGCGCUGAUCUGACGGAGGAGCUUUAUGAAAUGACUCGACGUCUGUUUGCGAACUCUCACGUCUGCCUGAGGAGAGACGGCGACGUGCUKCGAACAGAGAUCAGACACCAGCCAGGAAACCUUCCUCUGGUUCUGUGUAUCGCCAUCCGAGGGCUCGCCUCUCUGGCCCACACUUAGAACCUUGUUUUCUAACGCUAAACAUGAUGAACUUUCUAAAAGUGUUUGUAUAUAUGUUUGUUUUUAAGCUUAUGUGAUUUUUUUUUUUUUUUAGUCUGCAAAGACUCUUAAACUAUAACUAAUAUGUGUUUGACAGUGAAUGCCCCACGAAUGAUUUUGCACUUCUUAAAUUGUCAAAAAAAUCUGAGAACUUUGAUCAGUUUGUGGCAUCAAACAUUCCUGCACAGACAGAAGUAUGGAAGCUGAUCAAUCUCACAAWAUUUUCAUCUGAAUUCAGAUUCAGCUAAUCUUUAUGAGGAACACCUUCACCCCCUUUUGUCUUCAGAACAGCUUUUAAUAAAGGAUCAACAAGA